ACGAGUCUUUCGCUUGCAGUCUCAGUUACUCCAACCUUCCUAAUAAAUUAUUCGUCUGUGAAGUCGCCGCGUUUGGUUCUGUUGGAAGGCGACUACUUCAACCAUGUUUAAGUUUUUUUCGAGGACAAGGGAUAGGAGUUCCGGACAUUUGAAGGACAAACUUGGUCAGGAUCUGUUUUUGUUCAACAAGGUAAGUUUUGGCGGUUUCUUGCCUUCUCUUUGAAUAGAUUAUGAUAACUCCAGGGACAUGUGCUUUUAUAAAUACCCUAAAUUUCUUGCAGGCUGUGGAACAUGGCUUUCCACCAAAACCUUCGGCAAUCGCUCACGAUCCUGAACUGAACUUGUUGGCUAUUGGAACAAGCAAUGGGCUGCUAAAAAUGUAUCCUUUGUUGCAAAGCUUUAAAGCUUAACCUGUGGAGCUAUAGCUCUCCGUAAACCAGACAGUGUGCUUGGCUUUGUCUCCGAACCGUCUAUGACACUUAGACGGAAUGUAAGGUUUAGGAAGGCAAGGAAUUGCAAAAACCUCCUCAUCAGUGUUGUUUGUGGACCCAGGAAGCCUAUCCUACAUCCAUCAAUUCGUAGUCACAAGAAAUUAUGAUUUUAUAAUUGAACAUGUAAGGGAUUAGUUCGAAUACACCUCUCAAAUGCAGCGCUUUUGAGCUGUUCAAAUUUUAACUUUGACCGUUCAGUUGCCUGUGAUAUUGUUUUUACCUUCAACUUGCCAAAACGAAUGUCUCGUGAUUCCUUAGUUACAAUGAAAUCUACCACCAAGACAUUGCGAACCUUCACAACCCUCCCUUCUCAAGAAUAUUUUCUAGCAGCCUAUCGUUAUUUUGCACGCACUACACUUGAUUCCAAGACGAAAUCACACUAGAAAUAUUCAUCCCAAGUUUCUGAAUGUGGUAGUUUACUUAAAAGCAUUUAUGGAUUUCUAAAAUCGCUGAAAUCUUCGGCUUAAAUCGUACAUAAUAGCCUCGAUCGUCCAUUCCUCCUUGUGCCAUCACACGUGUCCUAAGCUAACAACUUCGAUCAAUUGUUCGAAUGUUUCCCGCAUUUGCUUCCGUGAAGGUCUGUUUUCGUGAUAUAAUUGGUUUCAUGUGCACGUUUUGGAAGUAACUGUGUUGUUUCCAGAAAUCCAACAAAAAUGAUCUUUGAUCACGUAGAGGCAGCCUUCGCUUCGCUCCACAGAUACAGUGAUGUGCUUGCAAAAACCCUCUCUUUAUCUGUUGCUACGAUAUAAAUUUUAUUUUUACAAGUGAACCAGCGUGUCGUUUGGUUUAAAUAAUACUAAAUGAUGAGGCUAUUGUGGUUUCAAGCGGGGCGAAAGGAAAGAACGAGUGAAGUAUCUUAUCAACUCAAGUUUCUCUGAUCAUUAUGAAGACCCAAGCAAAAUUCUGCUUUUUGCGUUCGAUUUUUUCUUCGACAUGGUUCCAAACAUAAUUUAGGACAGCCCUGACUUGAAGUUAGGAACUAAGAAUAUCUCUUGACGCUAAUUUACUUUAUUUUGCUCUUGUUUACGAGUAGUACAAGAGUCCUUGUAAAGUUCAGUCUCUAAAAAACUGGAUCAGGUAUUUCAGUCACGCGCGGGGCAUCAUUUUGUUUAUUGCAUAUUUUCCCACGCCUCUUCGCCUCUUCUUCUAUUGCUUCUUGACUUUUCUGUUAGCUAUGGCCGACCUGGCGUGGAACUUUCCGCUCGUCAUCAACUGGAAACGGUGAUUCAAGAGUUACAUUUUCUGCCAGAACAAGUAAGUCAUCCGGUCACUCCUAUCAUACUUGAUCGUGUUUAAAACUCGCUCGACUGAAAUCGACAGAGGGGAAAAUUGAGGGUGUGUGAUAGUAGGGUGGGGCUUCGCAACGAAUUUACUCUAGAAGCAUCCGCUUUUUCGCCAGAAAAAAAUCUAGGAUUUUUCACUAUUGUGUUAAAUAUGGUUUCGAAACUCUUCUUCACCCAGAUUAAGCUUGUCUUCGUACUUGCUCCGUAAUCAGGAAAUCAAUAUAAGCUUAUUUAUUUUGACUUGGUCUAGAAUAAAUUUAGGUGUGAGUUUCAAACAUCAGACUGUCCAAUGUCUAUUUUUGUAAUGUCGUUCGGCAGUAAAGCGAUAGAACAUUUUAUUUCCUCGCUUCACACAUCUUAAAUUUCUUUCACUUUUUGCUCACUUGUGAUGAAAUUCGAAAAAUCAUCUGGAAUGUAAACAAAGGUUCUAGAAUUUAUCCAAGGAUUGAUAUUGGCCAUUGUCUUGAAAUGAAUAAAACCAUUUGUGGUUGUGAAUGGAUUAGGUUGUCUAUCGGUACAUUUCUAUUUCUCUUCUUUCUUUUUGUGGCUUUAAGAGUUUUAGUAGAGGUGUAAAGCAUUGUCCUAGCACUGAUGUGCUGAGAGGCAUUUUGUGAUUAGCUUAAUGUGCUCAGGCAACAUCUUCAUUAGCUGUAGUGCAUGAAGCAGCCUGUUACUUCUGUUACUUGUAGUUUGUGAAAAGCAAAAGUUAUGAAGUACUGUUCUGUUUGUGUAGAAUUUUUGGAGUUUCCAUGCUUGUACUGAGAGUGAUAUUUCUCAGUUAGAUCCUUUGUAUUUUAAUUAUUUUGAAAAUGAAAUUUCAAGCUUUUGCUGUUUUACAGAAUAGCAAUUCUUAAAUAUUGACUCUGGUUUAACAGUUUAAGAAAAUUAAGGUUUUCUGCACUACAAGAACCUGAAGCAUACAAGUGUUUAGUUUGACUCGUGCAAAAUGUGAGGGAAGAAGCUCUUCUCUUUCCUCCAAGGGGUAUUGCGGGCAACGGCAGCUAGAUUUUACCACCACUAGUAGGUGUACAAUGUCAUUCAUGUGACUAACCUGUCCAAAAAGAAAUCAGGUUGGUGGUUGUUACAUACGCUGUUGGAAUUUGCUGGCCUACUUAUAAGGUUACUGGAUACUGAACCAAGACUCCUGGUAAGAGCCUAAAUCCCAUAGUGUCUCCCCAGGAAUCGACAAUCUAUAUAAGAAAACAGGUCAGGAAACCAGCAAAAAUGUUGGGAGAGACUUCAGUAUUCCCUAGACACAUUAACAGCUAGCAAUUUUAACAGCUACUUGUUCUUGUAGUGCAAAUUAUGUUGAUUAGACUAAUCAGUAAAAUACUUGUCUUGAUUAAAAAAAAAAAAAUUUUUUUAGGCUUUCUUAUCUAUGAUUGGUUAACAAAUAAUCUCUGGAAAACAUAAUAAGUACCAUUUGAAAGAGUAGCACCCCAUUGAAGCACUCUUGUUUGUCACAAGACUUAAUUAUAGGAAAAAGUAAGAAUUGAUAAUUCACUGUUAAUUCCUAGAAGUGAUUGAUAUGUAACUUCUCCCCAUAAUAUCCAUUCACUAUCUAGCAAAAAGGCAAUGAGAAUACUGAAACUUAUCAGGUAGAGGUUGUUGUCUUGAUCCAACACCAAAUUCUCAUAACUAAUAAACAAGGAAAGUGUUGCAGCUUGAAGGAAGAAUUGACAAUCAGAUCGUGAGAGUGGAGCUGUUAACACAGUUAAGGCUUGUGCUCAGGGAUUGGAUGUAACUGAAAGCUUUUCUGAGGCUACAGUCAAUUUAAACUGUUUGCCCCUUACCUAGAUGUACCCACACAACAUUUUGAGAGAUUUUUCAUUUUCCCUUUUUCCAACUCUGUCAAGUAUCUCCCAUUUGUGGCAGUUUUUAUGAAAGUCUAUCAACAAAACUGAACAUUUGAAUGUGUUGAUGAUCAGUGAUAUUGGUCUAUCUUAGGUAAAUUAAUUUAUAGUACUAGUCAACUCGUUUCAAAACAUCAGAAACACUCUUGAAGCAUUUGAGCUGUGCAGGAGUGCUGUGGAAUAUUGAAGCAAAGUGGAAGAGCUUUCAAGUAAUGUUUACAAGCAGUAUUUGCAGUUAAAUGUAACAUAACACUUAACUAGAAAAAAUUGAUAUUAGACCUUAGCUAUUAGCAAGUCUUAACAUUGAGAAAAUGAUCUGUUUAAUGACUGAUAUGCCUUAUAACUAAAUUGAAGCCUUUAUUUCUCAAGUUAAGGUAAUACAUGCAAACCUGCUCAAUCAUUGUGAAAAUCCAUGCAUUUUGGCAUAUGCAAAAUUUAUGAAAUCUGUGAUAACACUGUUUUUUGUUUUUUUUGUUUUUUUUCCGAGAUUAAUUACAUAGGAAUCUGUUUCAGCACCAUCAAUUUGCAGAUUCUUGUACAGUUCAUUGUUUUAAUGUGAAGAUCAUUUAAGUUUUAAGAGGACUGGAGUUUACGUCAGCAACAUUGCAUGAAAUAAUCUUUUGGGCUUCUUUUCAAGUGUGGAUAGUUUGAAAAUAACAUUUAAUGUAUUUUAUUUUUGUUUGCAAGGGUUAUUUGAGAUACUCAUGGAUUUGAAAAAAUGUGCACUAAAAUAGCCUGUGUGGACAUUGUCUUCUGUUAAUCCCGUAAAUUCAUGCAUAUGAUCAAUGAUGAUCCACAGGUUGUCCUUACUUUGAUAUGCAAAGGCUGGUAAAUAUCUGUGCAAAAAUAACAAUUACUGUGCUGAGUUCUGUAUCCUUAAAAAAACACAAAGAAGAUAUAGCAUACUGUCUGCUAUUUUGCUAUGAAGUUUUUUAUUUCCCUCUUCCCAAUCUAAUUGUUUUUGUUUUGUUUUGUUUUGUUUUUUUUUUUACUCUAGUGACAAUUUUGGUUUUGUUUAACUUAAUUCAAUGUUCUUGUAACCUCUAGCAUGUUUUCCUUGUGUGAUUUUUAGGGACGUAUCAUAAGUGUUUGUGAUGAUGGAGAACAAAACACUAUCCAUCUUUGGGAGGUUAACAAAAAAGAGGGGAAGUCAGUUCUGGAGGAAGUCAAAACAUGCACACUGGAGGGAAGGUAGACUUUAAAAUAAACUUUGCUUGAGCCAAAUUCUUCAACAACAAUUAUUUCCAUUUGGCACACUGCCAGUCUGACAGACAUUGUACAGAGUUGUAAACAUGAAAUAAUUUUUUCCAUUCUAUGAAAUGUAAAAUUUCUACCAUCUCUUAGUAAGAGACAAAUACCUUGUAUAAACAUAAAAAAAUAAUGAAUGACUUCUGCAUUGCAUGUAUUUUUCUUCCUGUUUGUGCAUACAGCAUAUUACUUCUCUUUGAAAUUAUAAUCUAGAAAAUUUGUGCAACUUUUAUAAUUAAAUUAAAAAGAUUUUCCAGCCAGAUUUUGAUCUUCUGUAAUAGUUGAAAUAAAGUUUCAUGAGUUUUGCCAUAUUUUAUUUUUGAACACUUUAUGAUUUACGCCUUCUCUCCCUGCUGUGCUCAGCUUCGUUAUCUGUGGGAUCUUGCACCAUUUCUCAUGUUAAUUUUACCUUUUGUCUGGUGAUUUCAGACUCAAAAAGAUCUCUGUGUGCUGUCUGUCCAUGAAAACCAACCGUCUUUACCUGGGAACAGAAGGUGGUAACAUCUAUCUGCUGGAUAUAAACUCAUUUGAACUUCAAGAAUACAUCAUUUACCAGGAUGUUGUCAUGCAAAGGUUUGUGUCAUGCUUCCAAAGGUGCAUUUUUAUAACAGAUUUUAUAUUUAUGCAAAUCAAAAAUGUGUUCUUUUGAUAUUCAGUUUUCUUAAAAUAACCAUGACCAUUUGGUGGUCUCAUUUUCCUAUUAAUGGAAUAUUUUCUAUCCAUUUGAAAAAUCAGGAAAACACAUGCUGACAUGUGAUUUUAAUAGAGAAAUAAUACAAAUAUUGUAUAGAGUGUAAUAUUUUAUGUGUUGAAAGUCUUGGAUACUCGCCAAGAAAAAAGAGAAGUAGAAAGAAAGUCAUAGUCUGUAUUGCUAUAGGAAAAAAUUUUUAGUAGUAGGCAAAGUAAACACAGUUUGUAUAUUUGUAUCAGUUGAGAUCACAUAAGGAAAGGGAAAAAGGAAAAAGAUUAUAGAUUAUGGGGUUGAAAUUAUCUCCAAAACAAACACAGGAAGACUUUCAGACUUUGAACUGGCCUUCUUUAGUUUAAAAAGUAGCAAAAGAUAAGAGAUUGGGCAGAUUUUGAACAAGUGUUUUGAAAUUCUAAAUGUUUUCACUGAUCCAAUUUUUGGGUUAUUUUACCCUUUUUUGAGUGAUUAAGCUUCAGCAUGUUUAUUCAAGGCAGUCAGAUUUGGCAAGCUGUUCAUUUUUUGGUUUUUUGUUUUUGAUUUCAAUAAAAUUAAAAAUAUUUAAGUUAAAGUUCCAUCUAAGAAUAUAUCAUUCUGAUGUGGAUAAUAACACAGCUUCGUGAUGCAGAACAAUAAGUGAGCUUCCUCUGAAAUUUAAAUUUACUGCAGUGUCCAGGAAGAAAGCAAGACAAAUGCAGGAUCUGUUGAAGCUAUUCAGGAACAUCCAGAGGAUUCUAACAAGGUUAGAAGACAUGCUAUUAGAAUGUUGUCACAUUGUAUUUUAUUGUGUCUUGGUGGCCCAUUUAAUUUUUGAGUGAACUUUAUAUUGAGAAGUUUACAAGAUAGUAGGAUUUUAGAUAGCAAAAUGAGGAAAAGUUUGGUGAAAAUACUCUACAGAGAACCUCUUCUUGUUCCCUGUUAUAACUAUGCAAGACUAAAAAUGUAUCAAAAUUGUGUGAAAUGUUUCAGUAAUAUUUUACAGGGGUACAAAUGAACCCACAACCAAUGGAAAUGACUUAGGAUAGGGAGGCUUACUCAGAUUUCAAAUAACAAUUUUGAUCAACUGCAGUUGAAUUUUGUCAGAUGCACAAGACCAAAGCAGUUUUAUUGUUAGAAAAAAAAAUUAUCCUACACUUUCCCUACAGUACUUAGAUUUGAUUUGUAAGAUGUGUAAUGCAGGGUACAUACUCGGUUAGAGUAGAAAAGAAAGAGAAGGAAUAAUAUAGAUGAUCCUUAAAAUACUAAGAAAUUUUACCUUAUCCAGUGUUUUACAUGUAGAUAGAGCAAAUCCGAGUUAUCAUUUUCCUUUUCUUUAGAUCCUGAUUGGCUAUAAGAAGGGUUUGGUUGUCUUGUGGAAUCAUGAGCGAUGCAGUGUUCAAGCCACCUUCAGCAUUCAAUCCUCUGAUCAGCCACAGGAGGUCGAAAGUCUCAGUUGGCAUGCGGAUGGAACCAAGUUCAUUAGCGCUCAUGGUGAUGGCAGUCUGACGAGGUGGUCACUGGAGGGAAGCUUAGAGAUUCCCAAGGCUGUCACUCCCCUGGGACCAUUCCCUUGCAAAGCCAUCACAAAAGUGGAGUGGAGUGACUCUUCUGUGUUCUUCAGCGGCGGAAUGCCAAGGGCCAGCUAUGGAGAUCGACACUGUGUCUCUCUGAUUCAGGAUGCCAACUUGGUUGAAGGAGGUGACAACACUCCUCAAGUGGCUUUUGAUUUCACUUCACGUGUGAUGGACUUCUUUACUGUGAAAGCCAAUGGGGCAGGUAAAUUAAAAAAAAAAGAAGCUUUUUUGCAUUUUCAGUGUCUGCUUUUUUGAUUGGAAGGUGCACAGUGAUUGCAGCCUAAUCAUCAAUUUUGUAAUUGUGUUUGUAUUGUCAUGAGUAAAGCAUAUUAUUUCCAUGCAAACCUCUGUCUGGCUGCCCUGUGACUCCAUCCUUUCAGCCUUUGGUUUAUUUCUUUUUUAUCAGAUUGCACAGUAACCCAAUGAUAGUUGUGUUUUAGUCAGUAUCAAGCAAUUUAUCCAGUCAUGUGCUAACCAGUUCCAAUAUGGUUAGCUCCCAGACCCCAAGUGAACCCCUUAUUGUUCUUCACUGCUCUCCUUCAUCUGAUCCUUACGCAGCCCUUUAUCUUAAUCAGAAAUUUUCUGUUGAAAAUUGACUGUGUGUUCUUUCAAUAGAUCCAGCUUACUUGGUUGUGCUGUGUGAAGAAGAAUUAGUUGUCAUUGACUUGGUCACCAAGGAGGCAGGGUGAGACAAAGCCCUUCAUGUAAUAAAAUACUUCAAUACCAUUUUUAUAGAUAUUAAAAAAACCUUGUGUAUGUCUUUAGUUAAAAGCUUUGUGUAAAUCAUUUUUUUAAUUUGUAUUCUCACUGAGUUUUUUUUUUCUGCACAGGUUCCCCACCUUCAUGAAACCCUACUUGGUGUGCCUGCAUUCUUCCCCCAUCACAUGCUCAUAUCAUUGCCACGACUGUCCUCAAAGUGUGUUUGAUCAGUUAUUGACUGCUGGGAAGAAACAACUUCAAGUGGACUUCUCAAAUGAGGUAUGUGCAUUGUCACAAACUCCUAUUCUAAAAAGUUGGACAUUUGAAAUGUACAAAGGUUGUUGUUUGCGAUAAAAUUGAUUUUAUUAAAAUGAGCUCUACUUUGGUCACCAUAGAGUUGGCCCAUAACAGGAGGCAAGACACUGAUAGACGAUGAUGAAACCAAGGAUCUGCUGAUUACUGGGUAAGCUUUUUGUUUAAUAGCAGAAUUAUUUCUAUGGUCCAUGAAUUACAAUGCAUCUGUUUUGGAUUCAUGAAAGUCAGCAGUCAGCCAAAUUUGUCUGUUAUUCAGGGUGGCUUAGGUUUUAGUAACUUGGGGUGCUCAGCUCUGAAAAUCUGUCUUAAAAACAGAAUUAUACAAGAACGUUAAUGACAAAAGUUAAUAGACAGUGGAGGGGUAGGUCUGGUAUUGCCUUAUCCUUAUAUGCUCUCAAGAAAGUCUGCCUUCUAAGAAAAAUUAUUUAAAAACCUUGACAGGCCUAGCUGAAAUGUUGUUUUCUGUGUUGUUAUACUCAUGUGUUAACCCUUAAACUCCCUCCUCAUGAGCUAACAAGACAUAAUUUCUACCCAUAAAACUAAUAGAAUAUCAAACAGAGAAGUGAUGAGAGUGAAGAAAAGUAUCAAUUAGGGGAUUAUUAGUUGAUGUAAUACCAAAUUCCCCUUACUAGCUUCAUAAGAUCAGUGCAGCAGACAAUAAGAAGAAUUGUUAAUGAGACCAAAUUACUUGUAUAUAGUUUCUGACACUUCAAGACCAACAUAUAAUAAACAAGGUUUAAUUGAGGACACCAGUGUUUCUUUUCUUUACAACUUUAUGACAAGGUGAAAGGUUAAAUGAAAGACUGAGAGAUAAACCAAACAAAACGCUGAACCACAUAGUUUCUAUAAGUACCUUAAUUGUUCUUGGAAAGCAACCAGCUUUUUUUCCUUUGUAUUUCUUCAACAGGCAUGAAGAUGGUUCCAUCAAUUUCUGGGAUGUGUCACAGCUUGAAAUGCAGCUCAUCUACACCCUUCACACUGCCAAGUAUUUUGUUGGGGAACAUGAAGGUCAUGAUUCUGAGCCCAGGGAUGCAGAAGAAGAAGUUUGGCCACCAUUUAAGAAAGUCGGCAACUACUCUCCUUACUCUGAUGAUCCACGAUUUGCUGUGACCAAGAUCAUUAUGUCUCCAAAGUCAAAGACUCUGACAGCUGCUGGUAAUGGAGGGCAGGUCCUCAUUUUUGACCUGUGUGAAGAAGAGACUAGUGUGGAAGCACAGGUAUGAGCAGUCAAGACUAAAGAAUUAGCUAGUGAUUAUUUCUUCAUGGAACUAAUUGUGACCCAUCGGCAGGCAAUUAAAACAAUUGGUUUUGAACAUUGUUCAGGAGGUGUUCUGACAAUUUGUUUAUUUUUCCUCAUUUAAAUGCACAAACAACAUAUAACUGAAAUGAUUUGUUCCAUCUAUCAGAUGGUCGAGAUUGACUUCACUGAAGACAAGGAAAAUUUCCAGUGGAAAGGACAUGGCCCUUUGCUUCCCAAGGAAGGUUCAAUCACUGUUCCUGCAGGAUUUAAACUGCAAACUGGUCUUCAGCUCAUUCCAGCAGCACCAGUCAGUGCACUUGUUGUGGAAGCACGCUGGGGACUCUUGGCAGCUGGAACUGUCCAUGGCUUUAUUGUGUAUGAUUAUCUUAGCAAGAAGACUGUUACAACGAAAUGGACUGUCAGCCAAGGUAAGAGUGGAGUUUUGAAAUCCACUUGAACAAAGUAUUGGAAAUCAGACUCUAAAAUUUGCAUGUGUUCUUCUCAAACCAUUUCAACUUUUUUGUUACUAAUUUUUACCUCCUGAUGUUAACCCUUUGACACCUAAUAGUGACCAAGAAAGAAUUUCUCCUUACAAUAUCAAUACAAUCUCAAAUAGAAAAGUGGUGGAAAUAUAGAAAAAUAUCAAUGAGUGGAUUAUCAUUUGAUUCAAAACCAAAUUCUCUAAACUAAAAUUAUAAGCAAUAUGUGGAAGACAGUGAGAAUAAUUACUAAAGAGAUCAUAGGAGUGAAAGGGUUAACCCUUUGACUGAUAGAAGUGGCUAAAAAGGAAUUUCUGUGGAAAAUAUGGAUUUAUUUUGAUACAGAAAGGUGAUAAGAAGAAAGAAAGGGAAAAAAUAAAAUUUAGGAUAGUUUUUUGAUUUAAUGCCAAAUUUUUAGAGCCAAAGUUUGUAGGGAAUAUAUGGCUGAUGAUCUAGAAAUCAUCACUCAGAUUAGUAGUAUGAUACAUCUAGAUUUUUUUUUUUGAACUUUACAUUGAAUUCUCAGGUAAAUGUGAUAUAAAUCUAUAUACUAACAACUCCAAUUUGUGUUUUUUCUUUUCAAAGAAACUGAUAAUGGAGAGCAUCUUUCCAGACGUAAAUCCCUCAAAGAGAGCAUUCGAAGAUCCUUCCGGCGGUUACGUUCUCGCAGAGGAUCCCGAGGGGCUGCAGAUAGGACCCCCAAGAAAGAAGGAGAAGCUCCAGCCUCUCCUACGCCAGAGGCUGUGGCUUCACCAGUGUCCCGCCUUGUUGAGGAAAACCGUGUUGAUGAGAGCGUCUUAAGUAUGGUGCGCUGUUUGUACUUUGUGGACACUUACAUCAGAGAUGGUAAGAAGUCACUCUGUUAUUGGUUCUGAAACAACUGCAGCAUACACAGAAGACUUUUUUCUUUUACUGUCUUAAAGUUUGGAUGAAGAAAACUUUCUUUAUGCCCAACCAUGGCUAUUUUUGUGGUCAUGGAUUUCAGUUAUCACAAAACUACAUGUAGUUUCACCAUAACUAUUUCUAAUACCAGUUACCUUGAAUCUUCCUUCUGGCAUUAACUGGAUAUCCAUCUGUGUUUAUCUUCAGGGGUGCACCACUGCCCUUCUCUCUGGGCUGGAACAAAUGCCGGUCACAUUUAUGUGUGUUAUUUGACCAUCCCUGAGGAAGAGAAGAGAUCUGAGGAGGAAGUACAGGUGGAGAUUGGAAAAGAGAUCAAACUGAAACACAAAGCACCGGUUGUGUCCAUGUUUGUGGUUGACAAAGAUGGAUUGCCACUUCAAGGAGAUAUUAUUGAGGAUAAUGAAAAAGGUAAUUUUCAGCUGGGCCAUUGUGCCCGGUUCUGAGACACUCAAGGGGAAGAAGAAAUUAGCCACUUGCCUCAAGAACUGAGUACAUUUUUCUUUUUGAGUUUUGGUGGGAGAUCAAGAGGACUGAGAGGUUCAAAGUUACUUUCUUCCUAGAAAACCUGGUAGCAAACCAAAAAUUGAUAGACUCAUUGUCUUUGCUGCUUAUGUUUAGUUUUCAAACCUGAUUAGCUUACCUCCUAAAACAACAGAAAUCUUGAGAAAUCUCUCGUGUUCAUGUUUUGUUUUUUGUUUGUUUGUUUCAAUGCAGUGUUGAAGUGGUAGAGAGUGCAGACUUGAUUCAACAGCUAGUAAAAGUGACCACUAAAUCGAGUACAUGAUUUUCAAAAGAAUAUUUUCACAGAGUGAAGUGAUGUUUCCUACUUGGGUCAUAUUUUGUGACAGAGAUAAAAAUGCUCAAACAACCUGCACUGAAUGUCAUUUGUGUCCCUUCUACUUUUCCCACUACCUUAGAGCCCGACAUGAGUGGAUCACACUCCUUAGUAAUUUGCUCUGAGGAACAGUUUAAAGUGUUCAGUUUGCCACAUUUGAAGGCCCGUAAUAAAGAGAAACUCACUGCAAUUGAUGGCUCUAGAGUGCGCAAGAUUGGUCUGAUCAAUGUUAGAAGCAAGAAUGACGAUUCUGGAAUGGUGUACCACUGCCUUGCAUGUGUUAGCAAUCAAGGGGAUUUGAUUGUUUAUUCUAUUCCAAACCUCAAAAUGCAAGUCAAGGCCUCAGCAAUGAGAAAGUCUGAUGUGGAUGCCAUUAAAUCCCUUGUGUUCUCCGUUAGUGGUCAAGGAUUCUAUCUCAGUUCACGAAGCGAAAUGCAACGCUUUACUCUUUCUGCCACUGACUUGUAAGUGAGAUUCGUUAAUGGAUGGUUUAACCAUUAGAUUUCCACAAUGAUGUUAUGAUAUAAGUGUAAAAAGUAUACUCAGCACUUCAUGAAAUAACUCUUUCUAUCUUGUAUAAUCACAACACUACACAACUUGUACCCAAAUCUUUUAUCUUCAAACUCUUGUUGUAAGAGUAAUUAGUGUAAAAAUCAAAACCAAUGUAGCCACCAAAGCCACUCAGAACAAUGGAAACUAUUACAAAGAGCCUUGGAGAACUUAACCAAAAAGAAGUACAUGUAAACUUUCUGAAGCGUGGGGAAACACGAGCUACCAAGUUGCCAUUAGUAUAAGUUUUGAAUCUAACAAGGUCAUUUGUUAUUUAUAACUGAGUUGAUAAUGUAAAUUGGUCACCGUUUAGAGUUUCAAAGCUGACGUUUCGAGCGUUAGCCCUUCUUUUGCUCUGACGAAGGGAAAACGCUCGAAACGUCAGCUUUUGAACUCUCGAUGAUGGUCAAUUUACGUUAUCAACUCAGUUGAUAAUACCAAAUUACCCUGUGAUACUCUCCCACCGACGCAGCACCCCAGCUUCUUUGGAAACUUUUGGACCAAUUGCAUAGUUUAGUUAAACAAGUCAGUUUUAUGGGAGCAUUACAUACUGUUUGAAAUCUGGUCUGAAGUUUUUCAUCUGUUUCUCUACAGGUUGAAGCCAGACUGUGUGUUGGAACUUGCUGAAGGAAUGAGACCUGCUGAACCAGAACCUGCAGUCGUUGAGGAAGAGGCAGAAGAAAAGAAAUCCAGGAAGAGUUCAACUUCCAGUUCCUCGUCAUCUUCUUCAUCUUCCGACGAUGAAAAAGAUGAAGAGAAGAAGAAGGAGAAAAAAGAAAAGAAGAUGAAGAAGAAAGCGAAGGCUGCUAUAGAGGCUGUGGCCUCAGCGGAGGUUGCCACUGAAGUUGCCGCAGAAGUUGAAGAGAAGAAGGAGGAAGUAGAGGAGAAGAAAGAGGAAGUAGAGGAGAAAAAAGAAGAAGCAGAGCAGAAGAAGGAUGAGAUGGUUGCUAAGACCCAAGAGGUUAUUGCUGUUCUCCCAGGUGAACAAGGAACAAGGAUAUCGGAGAAAGUGUUCGUUUCCGAGGAACGAUCGUACACCAAGCAGACAUCAUCAUCGGAUAAAGAAGGUUUCCCAGAACUGAUGUUGAGUGGAGAAGGUGGCACAUUUUCUUCAUCUACAGAAACGUCCUCCUCUUCAUUUGUCACCACACGUGUUGUUAGCUCCAAGCAGGUCGUCACAUCAUCAUCCACUACUCAACGAAUUAUCUCAUCGGAAGGAUCUACAAUUCAAGCGAUUGAAAAUGGGGAAUCUGAAAAGGUAUAUUUUCUAACAUUAGAAUCAAAUUUUCACCCUUACAUUCCCAAGAUCUUAUUGGUAAUUCUCCCUGUUGUCUGCUAUAUGAUGUUGGUUCUGAGAACAGGGAAGCGAUCAGAGUUUUUCCUAAGGCAACCACUUUACCAUUGAAGGCAACUUUCUGAUAAAUUGAGCAUGGAGCUCUAGAAUUUGAUAUUGAAUCAAAUAAUAAUCCCCCUAAUUGACAUUUUCUUUAUUCUUGCCACUUUUCCGUUUGAUAUUGUAUUGAUAUUGUAAGGAGAAAUUCUAUCUUAGUCACUCACGAGAAUAGAAGGAUUAACUUAAUAAGUGAUUGGCUUUGUAUGAAUUGGAUUUAUGUUUUUCCUCUUUCAUUAAACUGAAUUUUUUUUGCAACUUUCCCACCCAUUCUCGUUGUAUUUUCAGUGGUCAAAGACCCAAGUACAGUGAUCUGUUUAGUGUGUCUAAUUAAAAGCUUUACUGUAUGUUUCAGCUUAUGUUGAAUGAAUCAGACUUGCAGAAAGCAGCUGAAGAUAUGAUGAAUGAUGCUCAUGACGAGGUAAGAAAAUCAUUUAUCAACUUUCUGUCUUUAGUGAAGUGUUUACGUUAGAAAUCUGUUGUUGGUUUGAUAGGUCUGUCAUAUUGGUCACCAAGGAACAAAAACAUCAAUUCUUUGAACAGACUAUAUUAGUCAAAAACUCUUUAAAUGAGGAUAUCCUAUCUUAACGGCUCACAACGAACAUCCUUAGUUUUGUUGAGGUGGAACAUCUCCGAUUUGGUUCAGGUGCAACUUUUAAGACUAGGCGGCUCGCUUCGAGAAUCAUUCUGUAAUAGGCAGAUGUGUAUGGCCUUCAUUGGUUAUGGAUAACCGUGUUGGAAUCGAAAUAAAUCUUUGAAAUAGUCACUUUUAAUAGGCUAUUUUUUUUUUUUUUUUUUUUUUUUUUUUUAUUCUUGAGCAUAGAAUCGCUACCUUUGUAUUUAAUGACUCUGACGUCAGUCACAACUACUAACAACAGUUCUUCUCAGGACUACACUCACCCAGACGUUUAGACCACAUGAUCACUUUUUUAUUAUGUUAAGCAAGCUGCUGAUAGUAAUAUUUGUUUUGUGUGCUGAGGAAUGUUUAUUUUUGCCAUAAUUGUUUUUAGGUUGAGCAAGCUUCCAGUUGAGAAAGGCAAUCCUUUUAGAACAGGUCCGAGUGAAGUUAUUUUCUUUCCAUUAGUGGUUUUUACGUUGGCGUUUUUGUUCUGGUGUCGUUUUAAGUGUCCUUUCUCUCUGCUUGAGCUCGUUAAUCUUUUUCCAUAUAAUUUUGUAAAAAUUAAAACUACAGCGGCGUUAAUGUAAAUUAAUUUUGCAUUAGUUUCUGUUUUGAGCUUCCAUCACAGUCCUGAAAGUUUUCAGUUAAAAAAAAUAUAUAUAUAUAUUAAGUUGGAGCUUGUUUAAGAGCUAAAGAGAUUGCUGUUUAAGUUUUUAAACCGUAUUAACCCUUUGACCCCUUAGUGUGACCAGCAUCUAAUUUCUGCUUUCAAUAUCAACCAUGAAUCACAGUUAAAAGUUACGAGAAUGAAGGAAAUGAUCACCAACUAAAGAAGCUAUUCGUUGUAAAACAAAUUCUCCUUGUCAGAACUUUAGGAAAUGUAUUGAGAACAGUAUGGAGAAUAUGCACACUGAUGAUAAGGUGAAAGGGGUUUUAAAUGAAUUGGGUUGGCGGUCAUCUAAGAGCUGAAUAAAGUGCGGUUUAGGCUCAUAAAUUUUAUCACAGAAGGAAAAUUGUACAACACUCAACAUGAACCAGGAUGAAGUAAACUAUGAAGUUCUGAAGGAAACUCAAAUCAACAUUUUGGCAUUUUUGUUGUGCUUGAAUUUCUUAAGCUUUUUCAUCUGGAGACUUAAAACGGGUUUUUACAUUUCGUAAGACUUCCUCUGAUUCUAAAAAUAAUCAAUAUCUUAAACUUGUGUUACGGACCUACUUUCCAGGCCCAUUUACAGUCUUAAACUGAUAGUGUUAAAACGUCUCAGUAGAACUCUUAAGUGUCUACCUUCCUUAGCCUAAGCUGACCAGUUAAAAAUGACCAUCUUCAAAGCUUAAAAACUUCACUUGAGGGAUCCUAAAUACUAAACAUUAUGACAAAAUAUAUCUGAAGUCUUCCUUAACAAACUUAAACGUAAGCCCCGAGGUUUUUUUUGUAAAAGAAUUGUCAAAGAAUAAUCAAUUUUUGUGUUAAACUUGUAAAAAUUAAUUUUAAUACUGUUCGGAUUAAUACUUUGUACUUUGUAAGUUUUCUCACAAUCUUGUUGGAAUCUCUUCUUUUCAUAAAAUUUAAUUGUGCGGGGGAACCUUUGCCAGAUAGUCUACUUCGCACCCUUUGUUUGGUCCCGUCACGCAACUGCCAAGAUGGGGAAUGGAAGACAUUGCAUGGUGAGACGAAACAAGGGUUGUGAAAGAGACCACUCUUCCAGCUGGCAGUUCAUAAGUAAUAUAUCUUGUGAGAAGUUAAUGUUAGUGAUAACAAGAUGCUAUUUAUGUUUCAAAUGAGUGUCAUACAGCACAUGUAUUACAAAACAGGCAUUAGAAAAUGAACCAGCUAGACCUCAAAAGGGAGAAUUAGAAUCAUUACUAAGCUCAAAAGGCGUGAAAUCAAUUUUGUGUCAGUUAAGUUUUCAAUAUUGUUUAGUUAAAGUUGUCACCCCAGUCUUAUGACCCAUUAGAAAGGAGCCUUUUCAGUCAACUAUGGGAAAAAAUGGAGGAUUAAAUCCAUUUCGUUCUGUGAAUUGCGCCAACUUUUCAACCAAUCGGAUACAAAGUCAACACCAAUCACGACUUUAUCGUCUCUUUUCUCGCGCUUCGGGCAAUUUGAUUGGCUUUUUUUAAUACCGAAUUCUCAUUGGCUGUCUGUGAAUCGUGGUCAAUGCCAUUUUGAAUACGUUUUGACACUCAAAUGAAAAUCACCGAGUUGGUAGACAAGGUGAGCUUCCUGAUGAUUUAGUCGACUCCUGUGACAGAAGCAUUGAAGCCGAAAGGCCUAACAAAGUUUGCCUGUAUAGGGUGAUGUAGGAAUACAGAAGUCUGACUUCAGCUCUUGUUUUUAUUUCUUCUACAGAUGGGUUCUAUUGAUUCUUCUGAUAAUGAUAAAGAACUAACCUCAGCUAAAGGAAAAGGAUUCAAGAGCCCUGGGAAACUAUUUGUGAAGAGGAGCACUGGAGACGAUACUGUCGAGACUGCAGGCUCCUGAAUCUUGACUUUGGUGUUAGCCUUGUAUUCAGUACCUUUUAGGGACACGCAAUUUUGGCCCAUUUUUUCUUUUUCUUUGUUUCUACUAGUGGAUGGAUAAUCACAGUAGGCUUUUGGACGUUUUGUAGCCAACUGAGUUAAAUAGCUUCACCAAGUAAUUAGUUAUCACAAAGAAUUGUUCCUUUAAUUGGUUAAUGUAGUUUAUUGUCAACGAGAAUCAGACAUAAUUGGUAGAUUAACGUGCAUCACUUGAAAAGCAAUGGUGACGAACUCUGAGUAUGCAAGAGAUUUAAAUACAAAACAAGAAUUGAUUUUGCAGAUAUGAAUUUCAAUCUCAGCUACGCCUCAACCAUCUUGGACAAGGCAUCUUUAUUUAAUUGAUCCUCAAAUGUAGCAGUCUUUUUUUGUGCAAGAGGAGUUCUUUUUUUUUUUUUUUCUUUUUUUUUCCUUUUUUUUUUUUUUUCAGGAUAUAUUCCGAAUGAUAUUUUCGCAAAGAAAUGGCAUGCUUUCCGUCUCCAUUCAUCUCAAAAAUUCCCUAUCGCUUUUCAUUUUUGUUUUCUUAAUUAGAGUGAACUUGUGGCUCGAUUGUUUGCCUGUUCAUGAGAAAGUGACAAGCAUUUGUGCUUAGUCCAGUGCCUUACACUUGAAUUAGGUUUUUAACUGUAGUAUAAUUGUUUUAAAGAGUGGCUCUAAUUAAAGGUCGUUCUUGUUAAAUCCACUUGUGUUCCUUCUUUAAUACUGUAGUACUCCUCUCCCAUGGUUGGUCUGCCCACCCACCGUAGUCGAUCUAACACAAAAAUGAUGAGUGUGAACUUCAACAAAUAAAGCGAAUCCGAAGAAAGCAUCUGUGGUUGUGGUGGUAACCCUAUCACGGCAACCUUUAGGGUAGUCCACGUUAGAAUUGCUUUUUCGUUUUAGUUUAAGAC
Pocillopora meandrina is the source of this 17543-nucleotide messenger RNA. NCBI's taxonomy places the organism in Eukaryota, Metazoa, Cnidaria, Anthozoa, Scleractinia, Pocilloporidae. The record is from the annotation of a GenBank genome assembly.